AGGUUAGAGGCAACUGCAGCAGUGGACGGUGGCAUUGCAUCAGACCGAGAUCAGACUGAGGGGCGACCGAGGACAUAAGAGGACGAGGAUAUAGAAGUUGUCUUUUAGCAUUUUGCUGAACCAGUAAAGGUGUGAAAAUAUGGCUGAUUCCAAUGCUGUAGAAGAGAAGAAUAAAGCUAACGACCCUGAAGCGGCAUUCGAGGACGACAUUCUCGAUGAUUCAAAAGCGAAAUUCAUCAAUGGCGGAAAAUCGCAGGAGGAUUCAACAGUGGUCGAGGUCAGCUCGGCUAGUGAGCCAUCCUUCACAGGUCUUGGCAAAGAUGAGCUAAGAAAAUAUGCCGAGGACCCUUUCUGGGUCCGUCUUCGUUGGGUCUUGUUUAUUUUGUUUGUCCUUGGCUGGCUGGCAAUGCUGGUAGCGGCCAUUGUCAUCAUUGUCCUUGCACCUCGAUGCCCGUCUCGUCCAGAUCUAAAAUGGUACCACAAGGAAGCUGCAUACAAUGUCUACACUAAGUCUUUCUUGGAUGGAGGCGACGAAAAGGAUGGCUAUGGCGAUCUGAAGGGUGUCAUCAAAAAGGAAAGUUAUAUCCAAAACCUGGGAGCGAAAACGAUCUGGCUUAGCUCCAUCUUCAAGACUGAUGGUGACAAUGAUGCUGCAGUUGUUGACUUCAUGGCUCUCGAUGAGAAGUUUGGAACAAUUGAUGACUUCAAGACUUUUCUCAAAGCUUUGGCCAAAAAAGAUAGAAAAGUUAUCAUUGACUUUGAUCCAAAUCAGACCAGCCAAAACCACACCUGGUUCCAAAAGAGCCAGAAGAAUGAGGCUGGAUAUGAGAACUUCUAUGUCUGGGCAAACAGCUCAAACAACUGGAAACAGGAUGACGGCAGUUCAGCCUGGUCCUUCAAUCCCAUUCGCAAACAGUAUUUCCUCCAUCAGGUAUCAAACAACACAGCUGAUCUCAACCUUCGGAGUAAAGAAGUUCGUGAUGAGCUGAAGAAAAUCAUGGAAUACUGGACUGGAAUUGGUGUGAGUGGGUUCAACAUUGCUGGUGUGCAGUAUCUGACAGAGAAUAGCACUUUCAUUGAUGAUGAUGGCACAAAGAGACAGACACGCAAUUUUCCUGACAAUGGUGAAAUAGUGGCUUUUCUUCCACUGGUGUUUACCUCUAUCAAUGAAGAUAGUAUUGAUCAGCUAGAUAUGCUGUUUGGCACAGACGAAAGAAAGGGCUUUCAUUUUGUGUCAGUGGUCCUUGACAAACUUGACUCUAGUAAGACAGCAAAUGGCGUAACUAAAAUGCUUCAGCCAUAUGUGAAUGCGUCUUCUAACAGAUGGCUAGGAUGGCAGCUAAGUAGCCCAUAUGUUUCACGUGUUGGGCAACGCCUGCAGGAUCGUGUGACUAUAGGCCAUGCACUUCAAGCUUUGCUCCCUGGGACUGCUUUACCAUACUAUGGUGAUGAAAUAGCAAUGAUUGAUGGACCGACUGAGCCAAAAUCCCGAACUCCUAUGCAGUGGAGCAAAGAAGCUAGUGCCGGUUUCACAAGUGGAAAACCAUGGUUGCCAGUCAAUAGUGACUAUACCACAAAGAAUGUGGCUACUCUUACAGCACAGCUGUCUGAAAGCGGCAACAGCCUUAUGUCAAGCUUCACACAGCUGAUGCAGCUACGUUCCAAUGAAUCGCUCCAAUUUGGUCAGACUCAGUUCUGUACCACAGAUGACCUCCUCAUCUUCAGCCGUCAUGCUAAAGGAUUUGCUCCAUAUAUGGUAGUCAUCAACAUGGGUAAAUCGGCUACGGCACAUAGCUUCGUGAAUGAUAAGUGUAUAGGCGGCAAGACAGCAGAAGUUGUAUUCCAUUCCCAUAACGAAGACCACAUGUCAAAGAUUAUUGAUGUGGAAGCUGCAGUGGCCAUCGGGUCUGGCGAGGUCCUUGUGCUGAAGUUUAGCCCUUAAUCCAAGAGCAGGGUCUUGUAGGCACAUUAAAAUGAUUUAAACUUAAUUUUCUCUGAAACCUUUUUGAAAGCUGCUGUAUCUUUUUGCUGGUAUGUAUUUGAACAAUUUUUCAAAAGUGUCUAAAGGACAAGGAUAUAUGUUUUGAGCAAAAUUAAGAUUUAAAAAUGGGUUGGAGAUAGCUGAUACUGAUGGUCACAUUUGUGCAUGCUGAAUGCUAAAGGUUCAUGGAAUUUUAGUCUUGAAGAGCCUUUGCUUAGGAAAACUAGUGUUGCCUGUUAGCCCCUGUAUUUGCAAAUAACAGCCGUUUGUAUGAUAAACAUGAAAAAAAGGAGUGUUUUUAAACAGACAUAUACUAUGCCAACCCUUCAUGUCAUCAGAUUAUUUACGUGCUAUAUCCUAAGGUCACCAGCUGUUUUGGCAUAAAUGACCAUGCAAAAUAAACAUUUUUAUGAAAA
Messenger RNA from Pomacea canaliculata, 2397 nucleotides. Its product is annotated as neutral and basic amino acid transport protein rBAT-like. Gene Ontology annotation, biological process: carbohydrate metabolic process; amino acid transport. The transcript has 10 exons. The record is from RefSeq and is a predicted model, not a curated record. Lineage: Eukaryota; Metazoa; Mollusca; Gastropoda; Architaenioglossa; Ampullariidae. Bases 140 to 1942 code for a protein of 600 amino acids.